Messenger RNA from Leptopilina heterotoma, 6949 nucleotides. RefSeq lists its product as uncharacterized. Lineage: Eukaryota; Metazoa; Arthropoda; Insecta; Hymenoptera; Figitidae. The transcript has 10 exons. Bases 866 to 3652 code for a protein of 928 amino acids. The record is from RefSeq and is a predicted model, not a curated record. Gene Ontology annotation, molecular function: protein binding.
CUGCUGCACACCUUUAAUCUCAGCUAUAAACCAUCAAGUUGCGCGAUCAGUAGUUAAUGCCUCGCUGGGUGGACGGACUGAACUGAACAUGCACUGUGUCGGUAUCACAACGUUCACGAACGAAGAACCAACUCCGAAAGCUCAGUCGGGGGUCGGACUUCGCGUGCGACGCAUCAUCCGACGUUGAUCCUCCCCAAUGGAUAACCGUCGGAUGUCUUUUCGUCGUCGUCGUCAUAUUAGUGAGCACGUGUGUGCAAAAAAUUUUUUCUGCAAAAAAAAAAUGUGUUUAAAAUUUUUAAAAUUAAAAACAAGUUCUCAAAUUGUUAGAAAAUAAUUUUACCCCAUCAGAUAAUAUAGUAACAGAUUUUACUAUAUUUAUAAACAAAAAAAAAGUUAUCUCGUUAAUUCACUAAUUAUAGACAAACUAUCUAUUCUACUGUGAAUCUAAAUUCUUCCAAAUUGUUAGAUAAUUAUCUCAACUAUAUGAUAUGAAGUUAAGGAAAUAUUUUUUAAGAUUUAUUAUCAAAUAUCUGUGUUUAGGCAGAUGUCCGAUUUUUUUUGUUGUGAUUUAUUGUUCAUAACAAGAAGUGUUAGCACAGUGAGUACAGAAUUUUCGAGUGUAAACGACAAGCUAGAAAAAGGGAUGAAAAAAAGUGGUGUGUGCUAAAUUGGAAAGAAGAGAGUGUGUUGUUGGUGCACGAAAAUUGUUUGAUUUGUUUUGCAAAAAAUCAAUUGGUAAAUUCUAUUUGUAGAACCGAGAAGAGUCAGUCGUUUAUUAAACAAUUCUGCACCAACAAAAAAAAAAGGAUUGAAUUUCAAGACUAUAGAGACAAGUGAUGAUAAAAAUUGAACAAAUUUCAGGUGAAUGUUGUUUCGUCGGGUUUUGGUGAUAGUGAUAGUAAAGUCGAGAAACGGUGGAGGUACUCGAUUUGAAAUCAUAAAUGUGCGAGAGGAAGAGUCUACAAUGGUGGCUUUGCUCCCGCAACAAGUUCUGCUACUACUCAUACUCGUUGCUGGAUCGUCCACUAGGACAUCUCUUGCCAAUGAAGAAUCAAAAUGGAUACUUUCUGAAAUUCGGAGAAGCAGUAGAUCUUCGAAAGUGGUAUCCACUAUUCUACCUACAGGAGAUUCAGUGGACCCGAGAAGUAAAGGAAGCGCCAAGAUGGACGACUUUGAAUCAAGUACCGAGAACGAUUUGACUGACAGUUCUAGUCUAGACACUCGAUUGGAUUUGGGAUUUCCAAUGGUCACUGCAUCAACUGAGGAUAGAGAGCCUUGGCAUCAAACAGUGUCAGAAGGGAAUAAAGGUGACAGGAACUUACUAGUCACUGAUGUUAAAGUCCACGGGAUUUUCCGCUUGUCUUCAACGCCAUCCAAUUCUUUUGGCAAAAAAGAAACUGAAAGCUUUUCAGUAAAUCCAUCCACUCUUCAAAUUUCAUCAGAAUUGCCAUCGAAUGAAAUAAAUUCUCUCAAUUCUUCAAUAAUUCCUGACUUAAAGUCUGUUUCUUCGACAUUACAACCAAAAGUGUCCUUUGAUCAUUGGAUAAGUCGAUAUCUACCUACAACUUCUGUACAUUCAACUGAGAUUGGUUUUCCUCGUCGACAUAUGAGGGAAACAGACACAAAUCAAGAGUGUUCAAAAUUUGUCGAUGACGGCGAUAAACAGGAAUUCUUUAGUCCCGGCUAUCCUGGGAAAUAUCCUGGAAAAAUUAAAUGCGUUCGUGUAAUUCAAGCUCCUCCAGGGAUGCUAAUCAAGUUGGACUUUCGGGAUUAUUUUGAAAUUGAAAGAUCUGAUGACUGCAAGCAUGAUUAUUUAGAAGUACGUGAUGGUCAACAUGGUUAUUCAAAUCGUUUGGGAAAAUUUUGUGGAAAGAAAUUCCCAGAAGAAAUAACAUCCAAGACGAGAUAUCUAUGGCUUAGUUUUGUCAGCGACGAGUCUAUUGAAUAUCGAGGUUUUCGUGCAAUUUGGACAACAGUUCCUCGACCGACUGAUGGAGUACCACGUGAACCGGAACCAUGCACACGAAACGUAACGGAAAUGUUGGAAUAUGAGAUCACUAGUCAAGAUGUCGAGGAUCGUAAAAAGGCUGCGCAGAAGGAUGGGCUACCUCUAGAUUGUAUUUGGGAGAUUGUGGUGAAGAAGGGAAUGAGGAUACAAAUGUCAUUUCCGGGUUUUGAUUUGAACAAACCAAAUGAAUGUGAUGCUAAUUACGUGGACAUAUUCGAGGAUCAUCCGGACAUUCCAUCGAGAUUGAGGAAUUUCUGUGGGAGUAUUGCUGACCUAGUAACAACAAAGAACAAUGUAGCUUAUGUUCAUUUUUACACCGAACCUAAAGCAAUAAAUAGUUCCUUUAGAGCGAUUAUGACAGCAGUUCGAGAUAAAGGAACUGGAGGUUGCAAUGACGAUGAAUUUGAUUGCGAGGAUGGAUGCAUUGACCUCAAAUUGAAGUGCAAUAAUAGAAUCAAUUGCCGCUUUGGGUACGACGAGGAAGUGGACCUUUGUAAACCAGGAGCUGAAUCAUUGAUUGAAUCUGAGCACAUCAUCAUCAUUCUCGUUGUUUUCUCUCUAAUUGUAUUUGGCCUUUGCUUCACAUUUGUUUUCAAUUGUGUCCGAAAACUUGUACGAGAUCAUCGUAUUAUAAGGGAACACAUAAGACAAUCGCGCGAGAAUCGUCUGGAUGAGAUCGGUCGUCAAACAACGCCUUGUCCUGUUUCUGCAACCAGGACAGAAAUUGGUGACAUUGAAAGUGAAUCGCCUAGCAUUGAGGGUGUAACGACUAAAGAACUUUUAACCCCUUCGAGUAUUAUUGCUCAUGAUUACACAAAGGAAUUAGUUAUGGAGAUGCACUACGACGCUAAAAAUAGGAACGACAUCAAUGAAAUUAAUGACUACAAUGAUAUUCAUCAGAGUAAUAAUGUCAGCAAUGCCACACAAGAACGUCUCCAGGAAUCUAGUGAGGAACCAGAGACCAGAGAUAACGCUUGUCAGACAAGAGAAAGUCUUUUUGAAUACAGAACACCUGACACUUACAUCAAACCAUCUUUCACGACUUUUGGUUUUCGAGCACCGUCAUCCCAGAAUGGGAGUACUAAUCAACACAUUUAUCAUCAAUCCAGUCCGGUUAAGAGUAUUUCCAGUAAGCAGAGUUCCCUCCGUUCUCAACCAUCCCACAAAUGUACGGGUUGCAGUCCAGCGUCCAGAGGUAGAGAAGAGAGUGUCACAUCAUGUCCCCGGCACUCUGUUGUCCCAGCCCCUCCAGGUUGGUCCCAUUAUGAUCAUCACCCCCCAGUAAUUUCCGAUUCCCAAUAUCCCGAUCCUCUUGAUUUCACCUAUCAAAGGUAUCCAAGUCCCAAGUUCAGCAGAGACCCUUCCCUAAGUCAGUCUCCUAAACGACAUCAUAUAGCUGGGUCAGGAGAGAGAUAUGGAUCCAUCCUAGGCUCAACGCACGGUUCCAUUGUGGGUCCUGCACCCGGGUCCAUCACCCAUUCAGGACACGGGUCCAGUAAUACAAAUAGUUCCAAUAAUUCUGGAACGCCAAAACUAAUCGGUGAAUCUCGUUAUAAGGCCGAGGCGGUUAUCGAGGUUGACCAGAAGAGGCCUUUUAGUAUAGAAAGUACGAAAAGUGCGCCUGACGUGAUUGCCACACACUGACGACAGGCAGGUGGGGAUUGGGAGCCGUACAAAAGACGCCAUCCCCGUCAAAUUGCUGGUGAAAGUUUAAUUAAACAAAGAACAAUUAGUGUCGCCACUCAGAGUUCACUUGAUGAAGAUGCCACAACAACGUCGACAAUUGAAAUCUCCUCUUCUUGAUCCACAUCAGCUGACCGCCCGGAACUUGUCCCAGAGGUGGUCAAAGAGGGCCCAAUAGUUUUACAACCUGCUGGUCUUCUAAAGAUUCCAGAGGAAUUUCUACAAAUUCUAGAGCCACCUAAAGAGUUUCGAGUUCCUAAUUUUGAUUGUAAACUUCCGUUUACAUUCUGCUGUCACCAUUGCACUUGUUCUAAACAUGUUGAGCUUGAUAGGAAACCAGUGUUGCCUUCUGGAAAUACAAUUUGCUCUUCUAAAGACAAAUUUUAUGGAACUUGGCCUAAUCGGAGUGUGAGAGGAUUUAGAAGACCCUCCUUUGGAAGACAAAAGUCUGUUGGAGGUUUAGAAGGUGUACGACAUAAAAGGAUACGAUUUAAAUCUGUUGGCUGUAGAAAAUCAUUAGAAAAUGAAGUUGGAGCUUCUAUACCUUUCUAAAAGGUUUUUAUUUUUACCAUCCACUUUUUUAAUUAUCUUUUUAGAUACUUCUUUUCGAUGUUCAUUAUGAUACAAAAAUCAUCAAGACGUUGUACAAAAAAGUUGUACUCUUGUAAGAAAUUUAAACUUUUGCUAGACAAGUUUACAACAAUCAUACAGGGAAAAAAGUAAAGUUUUCAAAAAACAAAAAUCUGUAGAAAUAAGUCUUGAUUUUUUUUCACAUUUUUUAGUUACCAUGUUUUCAAAUAAAUCUUAAAUUAAUAUUUAUAGAACGGCUUCGACAUUUUUCUUUAAUUGACAAAAUACUUUUCUAUGAAACUUUAACAUAAAUACUUGUAAAUUCGUAUUGCUCAAAAUUAUUUCUAAAAAUAAGAAAUUUAGAAUUUCUGAAAGUUUCUUGUCUCAAAUUGAGGCAGUUAGAAGUUAGUAAAACUGAUUCAAAGAAUAAAUUGUAAUAGGUCCUUUUACUUCUUUACCAAUGGACCAUUUAAAUGAAGACAAUCGCUGCCUUCUAGAUAAUCACUUACAAAAAUAGACCAAUUUUCUUUUUGGGUAAAAUUUUUUAGAAUUCUUUGAAAAGGGCUCUUUUACAUUUAUAUAAUUUUAUAUAGCCAACAAUUUAUAACAGAUGUCCUAAAAAUAGAAAAUUUUCAUUUGGAAUUUUUUGAAAAAGGAACUUUAUAAUCAAAUUCAGAGAAGAGUAGAACAGAAUUAUCAAAAUAAUUUCUAAGGUGGCCUAUGAAACUGUUUAUUCGACAACUAUAAAAAUAGGCUUUCUAUUGAAUUCAAACAAUUUUUCUUGUAUAAAUUUGUAAAAUUAAAAAAGAGUUUUUAAAUAUUUUUUAGAUUUAUAAAUGUAAAAACUGAUAGAAAUGUGUUUGAGAAAUUCUUUUUAAUGAGGAAGCGGAAAACUAACAGAAAAAAGGCGAACGUUUAAGAAAAUUGAAUUUUCUUAAAAGCAAUCAAAAGAGAUUUUCUUCAUAAUAAAAUAACUUAUUAUUGACAAUACAAAAUAUUUUAUUCCAGUGUGUAUAGAAACAUAUCUGCCAGAAGACGAUAUACACAAAAUAUUCCAUACAGCACAUGAUGUUUUCUACAUAUUUCUUUACAAAAUUGAAAAUAUAAUAUAUGUUGGUGGCACAUUUAUCGUCUGCUCAAAAUCUGUUACGAGAAUAAAAAUAAUUUGUUUUUUUUUAUUUUGACACUACUGACAAAAACAUUUUUUAAGGAAAAAAAUAUCAGUUAUGCAAUGAUUAGAAUCUUUAUAUAAAACUUUUAUAGAAGUAAAGAUAAUUUAAUUUUAUAGCAAAGUAUACAUUGUACAGUACAGCCAUUGUAGUCGUGUACAGCUGGCAGGCAGAGAGAGACUGACGACUGCGCACGAAUCUCGCGUCGCUUGCCUUCCCCCACCACUCAUUCUCUUUCCCCCACUUCUCGCUCUCUUCGCGCUCUUUAUAAACUCGCACGCUCCGUAUUUUCAAUCAGUUCGUCUAUCGACUUGGCUCGAGGUGCACUUCCCACUAACAGGAAGUAAGCUUAACCUUGAAUUAUUAAUAUAAUAUAAUAAAUUAAUAAAAAUAAAAUAUUAUUUAAUAUUAAAUUAAUUUAGCCAAUGGUGAGUAAAACUUUGCAAUAUAAAAAUGUUUCAAUAAAAUGUAAAAUUUUUAUCACUUGUGUCAAAAACAAAAGUAAGCAAAUUUUUCUAAUUGCACCAAACUUCCAUUGAAAUCAUAUUUAUUUAUUAAGGAAACAUCAUGUGCCCAGUGGAACUGUAUAUUGUUUUCAAAAUAAUUUUUAAGUCAUUCAAAGAAGAACUUAUGUUUUUAAAUUAUAAAAAUGAUCAUCAAAAAAGAAUACAAUUAUAAACAAAAUGUUCACAUGCUUUAAUUAAGAUUACAUAAGUUUUUGAACCAAUAAAACAUAAUUCUUUGAUUGAAAUUAUAAAAAAAUGAGCUACUAAUCAACAUGCAUUUUUGUAUAGGUUAAAUUAUAAAUUAUUUUUUGAUUGUACAUCAAUAUUAUUAUGAGUGUAUUGUAUAUUGUAAAUAUUUGUAUAUAAUUGGGAAGUACCAAGAGAAAAGAGAUUAUUACGAUAGACGGAAACGCCGUUUCUUUGCAGACGGAAAUUAAAAAAAAAAUUCUUAUACAAACUAGUCAUCUAAGGAAAUCAUUUUCAGUGAUUUAUUAUACAAGAGAUGUUUUAUUGAAAGAAAGAAUAUAAGUGUAAAUGAUAAAUCAUAUAUGCGUCUGUUUUCAUUUUUAAAAGUAUAAAUCUAAUUAUAUUUCCAUAUCUCUACAAACUUUGAAUGUACUAAAUCAUUAGGUUUUUCAAAGUUUAUACAAAAAAGGAAUGAAAUGAUUCAUUAUACUUGGUUCAAUGCCCCGUUUAAUUGAAUUUAUUUCAUGUUUGUAAAUUUUUAAUCGAUGUUAAAUUUUUGAUUUAAUUUUUGCACCUUUAAAAAAACUGUUAUUAAUACGAAUUGAAAAAAUAUCAAAUACGAUAAAUUAUUUCUUUUUAAAAUGUAAAAAAUACAAAUUUUAAUUCUUUUAAAAAAUUGAGUGCUUUGAUUUUUUUAGGAGAAUGUGUCGUACGAUUAUUAUUUAAUGUGAAUAAUUUAAUUGUGCUAUAUUAACAUAAAUUUUCGUCCCAUUAAUGUAUAGAGUGUACACAUUUGUAUGUAAAUAAUGUGAAGGUGAUGAAUUAAA